UGUGUGCAAUCCACAGUGAGAGGCUGGAUCAGGCAGAGCUGCUGAGAGAGGAUAGGGCACAGCAACAGAAAGAAAAGGGCUGUAAGUUAUUAGGGGGAGCGAAAGACUUUAUGCAGAUGUUAAGUUGUUCAUGACUAUCCACUGAGGAGUGAUGUCACAGCUUCACUGCGCAGCACAAUAACAAGAGCAGAGAACGGGUAAAGCGAAACACAGGUGACCCUGAACAGCAGCAACAAAGCUCAGCUCAAGAGAUGGGGAUAAUGCACAAACUUCUGUUAUGCCAACUGGUUAUUCUGCACAGUCCGUGUGCUUAUUUAUACUCAGUGCCUGCAAGUCAGGAAAAUCCACAGAGUGUGGUGGUAUCAGUAUCUAACAUCAGUGCACCAAUUGGGUCCCAGGCUCAUCUAAUCUGCCAAAGUUACCGCAUGGUGUGGACACAGGACAACCUACUGGAUAGACAGCGAGUUGCACAUUGGGACCUAUAUAGCAGCCAUGGGGUCUACCGCGGGGAGCGUCUACUGGACAAGUUUUCUGCUGGGGACCAGCGUAUUUAUAAUGGAUACAACCAGGGCCGGAUCCUGGUGUCACAAUCUGCUUUCCAAGAUGGCAAUUUUUCUUUAGUGAUAAAAGGUGUGCUGGCGAGUGAUCAAGGACUGUAUUCCUGUAAUCUUCAUCAUCAUUACUGCCACCUGGAUGAGACCGUCAAAGUUCAGCUGAACACCACCAAGUCAGAGCGCAGGGUAAAGAUGUACUGGGAUGGAGAAAAGGUCGUUGUUGUGGCUUUAGUUGGUUCCACUGUUGUUCUACCCUGUGAGAACUGGAACCACAUAUGGACAGACCGCCAUCGUGAAGAAGACCAACAAGUGGUGCACUGGGAUCGCCAAGCCCCAGGGAUCCCUCAUGACAGAGCUGACCGCUUGGUUGACAUGUAUGCAUCAGGGGAGCAGCGGUCUUAUGGUCCCCUCUUUAUCAGGAGGAAGAUGAAUAUCACAGAUUCAUCUUUUGAACAUGGAGAUUUCUCACUUCUAAUAUCAGGCUUAACAAAAGGAGAUGAGGGAAUCUAUUCGUGUCAUCUACACCAUCAUUACUGUGGGCUCCAUGAACGCAGGAUUUAUCAUCUGACAGUCUAUGAUCCACCCAAGGAGCCUCCCAAAAAAGAAGAACCCAAGAAAACCAACAUGGGUUCAGCACCAGCCAUAGAUUCCACCGUCGUCCGGGAAAACAAAGUGUUUAAUGUUAUAAUUCCGGAAAACAGGCUUCACUUAUUCCAACAACUCGGAUACAUCUUGGCAACUCUGCUGCUGUUCCUUCUCCUCCUCACAGCUGUGAUCCUCAUCACCCGCAAGCAUCGCAGCAAAGGUUAUGGCUACAACCUAAAUAAAUCUCAAGGGAAAGAGGUGAACAUGAAGGAAAUUUGCCUGAGGCCUCCUGAUAUUGUGCAAUACAAAAAGGAGGAUCUUCAAAUCGAAUAUAAAAAUAACAUUCUGAAGGAGCGUGCAUCCAUGGAGAGAACCUUCACUCCAAAGAACAUCGACUUGGACAUUGAGCUUCGCAAGGAGUAUUGUAAAUAGGAUAUAACUUGUGCUGCUGGCUGGCCCAGAAGCUGCAACUUCAAUAAAGAAAAUGAAUUUAAAUGUUCUUCAGCAUCUUCAUUCAGACUGUUUGCUACUUUUGUCUGUGUCUCCUUCACAUGCUGCCGUAUCUUCAGAUCACUCUUCCCAAUAGCAGCAACAUUUUCAGCAGAGAUAAAACAGUAUAUUAAAGACAUUUAAGACGCAUCAGUGGAAUGUAUACAUUGUUCUAUACUAUUUACCUAGUUUUCCGGUAACUUGCAAGAGAUUGAUUUCAUAAUAACUUUUCAGGUACUUUUUUUACCGUAAUGAUAAAGUAGUAAUGGCUUGCUGCAAUAGCUUCCUAUAGAACCAUCUUAUAUAAACAGCAGGCAGUAUAUUAUGUGUAAAACCAAUGGCUUUUUUCCUUUUGGACUUACAGGGGAUGUCCACUGAAACCAAGAAAGUGCUGUGCACACUGGUAUUCGCUCAUUGUGUCUGCCCUCCAUUCUGUUGUUGACAGGAGAGAAUGAUAAAAUAGAGGCUUUUCUAGAGCUCAUUGAUCUUCAUUGUAGUGUACAUGGCGAUCUUAGGAAAGUGUAUAGUGGGGCGAGGGGAUGGGUGAAAAGUAGAGUGUUUUACUUUCUGCCAUCCUAGCCCCAUCAUCUGCCUGGCAUACUUGUAUGAGCUUCUGUAUUUCCUUCAUUCAGCUGAGUAAAUAAUAAUAGAGGGCAGAUAGAAUUAUAGACUGUCUAGGGUAAAUCAGUUUAAGGGUCGAGCAGUUUUGUAGAUACAUGUAAUUGCUGCAUGAGUACAGUUUUAUUAUUAUUUGAGACAUGUUCAGCCCAGCAGUGGUCUGUUGUUACAGAAAUGCAAAGUGAUGCUUCUCAGAAACCAUUUAUCUAACUGACCCUCAGGCUGUCAGGGGUCUAUCAUUCAUAACCAGGCUCAAUUCUGUAACUGCUCGUCACUGAUAGUCUAUGGGAAGUUUACAAAGCAUUGUAACAAAGUAUUUACAAAAUUGCUUGUCUACUCAUAGUAAGUAAAUUGAUCACUAAACAUAAAUGACAAGUUACCUUAAAUAAAGAAAAUAGCUCAUGUUGAAAAUGUAGACAGAACUUGAGAUAUUUGAAAUUAUAAAAUAAACAAUAGGAAACAGCGCUAU
Messenger RNA from Pseudophryne corroboree (corroboree frog), 2715 nucleotides. It is a transcript of the gene MXRA8, whose product is annotated as matrix remodeling associated 8. Bases 252 to 1571 code for a protein of 439 amino acids. Gene Ontology annotation, cellular component: cell surface; membrane. Gene Ontology annotation, biological process: cell adhesion; cell differentiation. The record is from RefSeq and is a predicted model, not a curated record. NCBI's taxonomy places the organism in Eukaryota, Metazoa, Chordata, Amphibia, Anura, Myobatrachidae. The transcript is spliced from 10 exons.